UCUUCGCUCCAGUGAACUCCCCGGCGCUGUACCUGAAUAACGAGACGAGGUCUCACUACCUUCCACCUCCGCGUCUGACCGGUCACGACCGAACAUGUGCCUCGACCCUCCCUCAGCACACACCGGAUGUUCACGCUGUGUAGUCAACACACUCACCUGGAUUUCCCGGGAGAUCGUGUCCACCGCAGAGCGGAGUUAGCUAACUGCCGCCGCCCGGUCAACACAACUUCUUCCAAUGGAGGAGAAUGGCGCUGGCACGAAUGGCGGUGAAGCCUCCUCUUCUUCCUCCUCUUCCUCCUGUGAUGUUCCCAGGGAGCCGAACGUGGAGCUGAAGAAGCUGCUGUUCUUCAAAGUGUACAAGAGGCGGUGGUUCGUGCUGCUGAUCCUGUGUCUGCUGAACUGCUCCAACGCCAUGAUAUGGCUGACCUUUGCACCAGUAGCAGACCAGUCUGCCCAUUUCCUGAAAGUCACCCUGGAGGGUGUCAACUGGUUGUCGCUGGUCUUCAUGGUGGUGGCCAUCCCGCUCAGCUUCGGCACCACGUGGAUGCUGGACACGCUCGGGCUUCGGAUCACGUUGAUCCUGGGCGCCUGGCUGAACAUGUUCGGAGCCCUGCUGCGCUUCCUCGCCUCGGAUGUGGUCGACAUAUCCCCGAAGGUGGUGUUCCCCCUGAUGAUGGUGGGUCAGACCCUCGGGGCCAUCGCCCAGCCCCUCAUCAUCUUCACCCCCACCAAGCUGGCAGCCCUCUGGUUCCCCGACCACCAGCGGGCCACAGCCAACACGAUCGCCACCAUGUCCAAUCCGCUGGGCAUCCUCCUCGCUAACAUCAUCUCUCCUCUGAUGGCUCAGACAUCUGCUCAAAUCCCAAAGCUGUUGCUUGUCUAUGCAACCCCGGCCUGCUUCAUCUGUUUCCUAGCAACAGUGGGGAUACGGAGCAGCACCCCCCCCACGCCACCGUCAGCCAGUGCCGAGUCCUCCGCCUCGGAACCCUUUGUGCAGGGCAUCAAACUGCUGAUGAAGAACAGACCCUACCUCGUCCUGCUGGUCUGCUUCGGCUCGGGCAUCGCCGUGUUCACCUGCUUCUCCACGCUGCUGGAGCAGAUCCUGUGUGUGCAGGGAUACACCAACGACUUCGCCGGGCUGUGCGGCGCCCUCUUCAUCGUGUUCGGCAUCGUGGGCGCCGGCGCUCUGGGACUCUACGUCGACAAGACCAAGAAGUUCAUCGAAGCCACGAAGAUCAACAUGAGCAUCACUGCUCUGGCCUGCAUCGUCUUCUCAGUGGUGUGUCUGAUGCGGGAGCAGAAAGUGGCCGUGGCCGUCGUCUGUUCCCUCUUCGGCUUUUUCGGUUUCUCCAUCUACCCGGUAGUCAUGGAGCUCUCUGUGGAGUGUUCGUAUCCGGUCGGUGAAGCCACGUCGGCCGGACUCGUCUUCGUGUCGGGACAGGUUCAGUCUGUUCUCUACAUCGUGAUCCUCCAGGCGCUGACCAAGCGGAUCGCCGACUCUCCUCUGUCGACCUGCGGGGACGCGGUGUUCAGCUGGAAAGUGCCGAUGAUGGUGAUGGCCGGACUGUGCAGUUUGUUCAGCUGCUGCUUCGUCGUCCUCUUCCACACGAGAUACAGACGCCUGGAGGCGGAGAUGGAAGCCACGUACGGCACCAGGCGAACCAGUGACCCCGCCCACUGUGUGGAGACCAGUGACCCCGCCCAGAGUGUAGUUACCAGUGACCCCGCCCACAGCGUGGAGACCAGUGACCCCGCCCACUGUGUGGAAACCAGUGACCCCGCCCACUGUGUGGAGACCAGUGGACACGCCAAGAGUGAGGCGACCAGUGACCCCGCCCACAGUGAGGCGACCAGUGACUCCGCCCAUGUUUUGGCGACGUGAACCCGCUAACGGACUCAUGGCGAGAGAAACUUUUUCGUAUUUAGUUUUUUUUACCUCAGAUUAAUGGAUUUUUCUUAAAAAAACUAGAUUCUUUAGUCAAAUAUAUGCGACCAAAGAUUUUACGUACAUUGAGUUUCUAAAGCAGAUUUUACUUUAACACCACUGGUACGUAAAAGUAUCCUCAAAAUAUAUUUCAGCGAUAUAUUGACGAUUAUCUGCAGAAAUACCCUCAGCAGGUAGUUUACAUCAUUCCAUUGAGAAAUGGAAAAUACAUUUCUGUGGUUCUGGUUGUUCACUUUAACAAAGAACCAGUUAUUCAUUAAGAGGAAGAGCAGCAAGAAUUUCAUUAUAUGAAAAUAAAACUUGAGUUCUCUCUGCAUCUGAGCUCAUUAGAGGCGCACAUGAACUUUAAGUUAAUUAUCUUGUCGAUAGUUACACGUGCACACAACUUAUUUAUUUUGUACGCACAAGUAUUUUUUUUAAACAUCACCCGUCUGGAAUGUAAACGUUUAACUUUCCUCUUCCGACCGGGUUUAUUUUUAGUAUAACUACCUUUUGAUUAAGGUAAUCGAGCGGCACAGUGGCGCAGUGGUUCACACGGUCGUCUCACAUGAAGGUUCAGUUCCUUGUUCUCCUGGUGGGGGUUUUCUCCGGCUUCCUCCCACAGGCUGAACUCAUGCAGCUUGGAGGUCAGACUAACUGGAGACUUGAGGGUCAGCUGGACAAGAAGCGACCUCGUAUAGAUGAUUGAUGGAUUCUCUCAUUCCAACCUGAGCUUUAACGCUACUUCCAGGAUCCUUUACCUUUAACUCCCCAGAGGCAGUAGGGGCAUUAAGCUGCAGUGCAUUCUGGUCUAUUUCACGCAGCUUCCAUUCUCAGGGUGUGACAACAGAAACCUGAUGUUUACAGCUGAAGCUUCAGGAACCUUCUUCUCUGCAGCCGCUCGAAAACAACUUGAUGUGUUUGUCACAUCAUCACACACACACGUCUAACUCUGAUUCUUUUAUUCUGAAACUGCUCUUAAGGUUCUAAAGGUUCUGUUUAAGAACACAUUCUACUUGAAAUUGCACAGAUGAAACCAAACCCGUUGCGUUAUUAAUGUCUGUCAUGUUGUGGAGAGAGAAUCUUAAUAACAGCAUUUAAAUACUAAUUAUUAUCAAAGGAUGGUUGUGGGUUUUGUGCAAUAAAGCAUACUGUCAAUGUUCUGUUUGGUGGACGACACUUUUGACCAAAUCAGCUGAUUCCUA
Messenger RNA from Pleuronectes platessa (European plaice), 3129 nucleotides. It is a transcript of the gene slc49a3, whose product is annotated as solute carrier family 49 member 3. Gene Ontology annotation, cellular component: membrane. The coding region runs from base 236 to 1882 and encodes 548 amino acids. Lineage: Eukaryota; Metazoa; Chordata; Actinopteri; Pleuronectiformes; Pleuronectidae. The record is from RefSeq and is a predicted model, not a curated record. Gene Ontology annotation, molecular function: transmembrane transporter activity. Gene Ontology annotation, biological process: transmembrane transport. The transcript has 10 exons.